Messenger RNA from Colletotrichum siamense, 2082 nucleotides. RefSeq names its product Vegetative incompatibility protein HET-E-1. Gene Ontology annotation, molecular function: catalytic activity. Lineage: Eukaryota; Fungi; Ascomycota; Sordariomycetes; Glomerellales; Glomerellaceae. Bases 1 to 2082 code for a protein of 693 amino acids. The transcript has a single exon. The record is from RefSeq and is a predicted model, not a curated record. Gene Ontology annotation, biological process: nucleoside metabolic process.
AUGGAGCGGAAGCGGAAAAGUCUUCAUGGUAACCCCGACUAUGAACCACACGCGCAUCUCGAUAAACGAUACCACGUCGAACGGGAGCCAAGACCCAGACUCAGCCGUCACGAAUAUACUGUCGGCUGGAUCUGCGCCGUAGUUACGGAAUACGUUGCCGGACAGGCGCUGUUGGACGAAGAGCACGAGCGCCAUCACGAUCUCCCCUUGCAUGAUGCGAGCCACUAUACACUGGGCAGGAUUGGGCCGCAUAACGUUGUCAUGGCCGUGCUGCCAGAGUAUGGCACAUCAGCUGCGACAGCCGUCGCAAGGGAUAUGCUACAUAGUUUUCCCAACGUCCAAAUUGGUUUGAUGGUGGGCAUCGGUGGUGGCGCUCCAACCCAAAAAAACGAUAUUCGCCUCGGAGAUAUUGUGGUUGGCACUGCUCGUAAUGGGCAGAGCAGCGUGGUUCAGUACGACUUCGGAAAGGCCGUACAAGGUCAAAGCUUUCAGCAAACCGGUUUGUCGAACCGGCCGCCAUGGCGCUUGAGCACCGCAGUCAACGGACUCCAAGCCCGGCACUGGAGAGACGGGCACCAAAUCGAGGAGACUAUCAACGCCAUUCUUGAUAAUAAACCUAACUUGAGGUGCCACUACUCCCACCCAGGCUCGGACAGCGACAAGCUGUACCGAAACGAUGUCAUCCACCCUUCAAUGUCUGAAGGGCCCUGUGCCGAAGUUUGCGGGUAUGAUCCUUCGAAGCUCGUGGACAGACCUGCGCGGGCUGUGGACAAGCUUGUUGUUCAUUACGGAGCCAUUGCCUCAGCCAAUCAGGUGAUGAAGGACGCCCUGAUUCGCGACAAACUUGCCAUCGAAAACAAUUUCUUAUGCUUUGAAAUGGAGGCUGCAGGCCUUAGCAACACCCUUCCUUGCUUGGUUAUUCGCGGCAUAUGCGACUACUCGGACUCCCACAAGAACAAGGCAUGGCAAGGAUACGCAGCCAUCGCUGCUGCUGCAUAUGCGAGAGAUCUCUUGUGUGAACUUAGUCCGCUAUGUUCUCCCACGUCAGCUCCGACAUCAACUCAGUUGCGCAAGUUGGAGGUUGCGGCUGAUGGGGAACAACACCUGAUUGACGAGCGGAGAACGCAACUGCUGGAAUCAUUGACUUUCGACCAGAUUGAUGCUCGGCAAAUGACUAUCAAGAGAGCGCACGCUAGAACAUGCAAAUGGGUGCUGAGAAGUUCUCAGUAUCUCGACUGGCUGGAUCAUAACAAACGCAACACACAUCAUGGUUUCUUAUGGAUCAAAGGGAAACCAGGAACAGGGAAAUCGACGUUGAUUAAGUUCAUCUCCACAAAUCACCGGAGGAAAAUGCAGCAAAACACUUUAAUCACCUUCUUCUUCAACGCACGAGGCGAGCAACUGGAGAAGUCCACAACGGGAAUGUACAGAUCGCUGCUUUUCCAACUCAUUGACGGUUUUCCUCAGCUUCGGACGAUCUUGAACUUUCAGGCUCUGAAGAUAUCAAGCAAUGGACCUCGCGAGUGGAUCCUUGAGUCACUGCAAGACCUUUUCGAAGAGGCAGUCCUGAACCUUGAAAAUCUAUCCGUGACUUGUUUCAUAGACGCACUGGAUGAGUGCGACGAAAAGGAAAUUCGAGACAUGGUGUCUUUUUUUGAGCACCUUGCCGAAGCUACCACAAGGGAGAGCGUCUGCUUUCAGGUCUGCUUCUCGAGUAGACAUUAUCCUUACAUCACGAUUUCGAAGGCAGUCAGCCUCGUUCUUGAAGGACAGCAAGGGCACCAGGAUGACAUUGCCAACUAUGUGAGCAGCGAACUGAAGAUCGGGGACAGUAAAGUCGCCCAGCAGAUCCGCCAUGAUCUCCAAGAAAAGGCGUCCGGAGUUUUCAUGUGGGUUGUUCUUGUUGUGGAUAUUCUCAAUAAGGAACAUGACGGCGGUCGCAUGCAUCAACUUCGAAAACAACUUCAAGAUAUCCCCGGCGAUCUCAAUGAACUUUUUCGAGAUAUCUUAGUCCGCGAUGAUCGCCGCAGGCGCGACCUGCUUCUAUGCAUUCAAUGGGUGCUCUUCGCAAAGAUCCGCUGA